Molecule: messenger RNA, 2817 nt
Organism: Cercopithifilaria johnstoni
Lineage: Eukaryota; Metazoa; Nematoda; Chromadorea; Rhabditida; Onchocercidae
Source: the annotation of a GenBank genome assembly
AUGAUUGCAAUAUUCGUUCUUUGUUUAAUAAGUAGUGUCGAAUGUAUCAUCAAACAAGUACCACCAGACCAGCGAGUUGAUUGCUCGCCAAAACCAGGAAUUGAUAAAGCUACAUGCUUAUCUUUUAAAUGCAUUUGGGAUGAUGAGCAUUAUUCCGAUACGACUGUUCCAGCUUGCUACUUUCCGCCGGAUACGGGAUAUAUGAUUGCCCAAAAAUCUAAUUUAUCGUUAAAAUUGCAAAAAUCAAAAGAUGCGGCGUUGAAUCCUUAUGAUGUUGACAUACCAGAAAUCGAAGUACAGAUUACAAAUUCUUAUUCCAUCCUAAAUGUGCGAAUUGGUGUUGAAGGAAGAUACGAGCCAACAGUGCCUUUACCAAGAGCCUGCAGCACAACAGAACAGCAUUUUACCACAGAAAUUCCCAACGAAUCUGAACUUUUUAUACUUCGAAUUCGUCGUAUGACAACAGGAGAACUGAUUUGGGAUACCUCAAUCGGUGGUUUACUUUUUGCUAAUCAAUACAUUCAAAUUGCAACUUUUUUACCGACUGAUAAAAUUUAUGGGAUUGGUGAGCAUGUUCAUUCAAGCUUGAAGCAUAAAUUCACAAAAUAUACAACAUGGCCAAUGCUUGCAAGAGACCAGCCACCUGAUCCGGAGAAUCCGUAUCGCAAUUUGUACGGAGUGCAUCCAUUUUAUCUGGGCUUAGAAAAGAACAACAAUGCACACGGUGUACUUCUUUGGAAUAGUAAUCCACAGGAAAUAACAACAGGGCCUGGGCCACAUCUAAUAUAUCGCUCUAUUGGUGGAAUACUUGAUGUGACAUUUUUCCCAGGGCCAAAACCAGAGCAAGUUAUACAGCAAUAUCUUGAAUACAUUGGACGACCAUUUCUUCCAGCUUACUUUGCACUUGGAUUCCAGUUUUGUCGAUAUGGUUAUAAAAAUUUGGCUGAAAUGAAGGAGACAAUUGAAAGAAUUCAAAAUGCCAGUAUACCAAUUGAUGUUGCAUAUGCAGACAUUGAUUACAUGGAACGGUACAAAGAUUUUACUAUCGGGAAAGAACACUGGUCAAAUUUUAAAGAAUAUGCUGAUGAACUACAUAAUAAUGGAAUGCACUUGGUGCUUAUUAUCGACCCUGCAGUACAAGUUAACUAUUCUACUUUUCAAAGAGCAAUUGAAAAAAAUGCUAGUUUUAUAGAAUGGGAAAAUUAUGAUCAUGUACAACAUGAGAUCCAGAACAAAUACCCGUCAACAAAAGGGACAAAGAUAAUGCUUUCUGUUGUGUGGCCGGACUGGCAUGUUGCUUUUCCUGAUUUUCUCGAUCCAGAACCAUCGACUGCAGAAUGGUGGAUUGAGGAAUUCAAGCGUUUCUAUCAAAUGCUCCCAUUUGAUGGCAUCUGGAUCGAUAUGAAUGAACCGGCUGCUUUUGGUACUAAUGAAUAUCAUCCAUUUUAUUUUGACGAUCCGGAUAGACCAGCAAAGAUAAUACCGCUCAAAUGCCCUCUCAAUGAUGCGACAUUGAAAUAUGAUAACCCACCUUAUGAAACCUGGAACUCUUAUGCUUACAAUUUUUUUGAAGCUCAUUUAUCAAACAAAACUGUUUGUAUGUCCGGGAUGACAAACAGGGGAACUCAGAGAAUUUAUGAUACGAAAAAUUUGUAUGGAUUAGCAGAAACGAUAAUAACUCAAAAGGCGCAGCAUGCAGUAACAGGAAAACGAGGCUUAAUUUUAUCCAGGUCCACAUUUGUUUCAUCGGGCCAUUAUGGCGGCCACUGGCUUGGUGAUAAUAGUGCUCGUUGGAUAGAUUUGAGAUCUUCCAUUAUUGGUAUUCAAGAAUUUAAUUUAUUUGGUAUACCAUACAUUGGAGCAGAUAUUUGCGGUUUCAAUGGAGAAACAACUGAGGAAUUGUGUUUACGAUGGCAACAACUCGGUGCAUUUUAUCCCUUUUCAAGAAAUCAUAAUGAAAAAGGUAUAACAGGCCAGGAUCCAUCUCGAUGGCCAGAUGUUGCAAAAGCCACUCGAAAAGCUAAUCUUUUUCGAUAUUAUUACCUCCCAUAUCUCUAUAGCUUAUUAUUCGAUGUUUCAUUGUAUGGCGGGACUGUUAUUCGGCCAGUUUUCUUUGAAUUUACUUAUGAUCCAGAAACUCAUGACCUUGGAGAACAAUUUAUGUGGGGAAGUGCAAUGAUUAUUAUUCCAGUAUAUCAACCAGGCGCUACGUCUGUGUCUGGUUAUUUGCCCUCGACAAUAUGGUAUUCUCUUCGAGAUUUUGACUAUGGUACACUGAUAGAACCAGGCCGCAGUGAAUUUAGCGCACCGAAGGAUGAACUCAUUCCUGUUUUUAUUAAAGGAGGUGCUGUGAUACCACGACAACAGCCAAAUAUGACAACCACUCUUUCAAGAAACAACCCUUUUGAAUUGCUUAUUGCAGUUGGUCCGAGCAAAUCAAUUGGUAUGCUGUACUGGGACGAUGGUGAAAGUAUUAUAGAAGCUUCUAUGGCUUACAAUUAUUUCCAUUGGUUAUUCGAAUUUAUACUCACUGAUGACAGUGCUACUUUAUAUAUCACUCCAAACCAUACUGCUGUAGGACUGGUAGUGCCUACGUUAGAUGUUGUGGAUGUCAUCGGUUAUCGUUAUCAUCCCAAACUGAAUGAGGUAUGGCUCAACGGCAUGCUAGUUGAAAUUGAUAUUCAACAAUCACAUUACGACGAUUCAAAGAAUCGUUUACUGAUAAUUAAGAAGAAUUUGGUGAACAUCGCUAAUGGAAAAAAACAGACAUUAUCUUGGUCACAUCAAAAGCCAAUUUGUAAUAAUGCUUAUUACUGA